Messenger RNA from Anopheles moucheti, 1993 nucleotides. RefSeq names its product palmitoyltransferase ZDHHC23-B (gene GABPI). The record is from RefSeq and is a predicted model, not a curated record. Bases 392 to 1369 code for a protein of 325 amino acids. The transcript is spliced from 5 exons. Lineage: Eukaryota; Metazoa; Arthropoda; Insecta; Diptera; Culicidae. Gene Ontology annotation, molecular function: protein-cysteine S-palmitoyltransferase activity. Gene Ontology annotation, cellular component: Golgi apparatus; endoplasmic reticulum. Gene Ontology annotation, biological process: peptidyl-L-cysteine S-palmitoylation; protein targeting to membrane.
UAAGGGAAGAGAUCGAUCGGUUUGGUGGAGCAGCACAUAGGAAUUGAUUUUCGAACGAGCAAAGCGAGAGAUAGGCGACGGAGUACAGAACUGCCCAGCAAGCGUUGCUUUCGAGCCCUUUUUCUGCGUGCGUUGUGUUGUGCUCGAGCAUUCAACUUCUGGUGUAUCAUCGGGAACGGCCAAAUACUUGAGAGCCGGCUACGCGCUCGCUGCUGAUAUUACCACCACUUCAGUUUCAUUUGGGUUUGGCUUGAAUCAUCAUCGCUGCGUUUGCUCCCGAUACGCAGGACGUCACAUUUCCUCCGAGAGCCUCCUCCGGCAAACGGUUCCCCAUUCCGGUAACACGUUCCCGUAGAAACGAGGCAAACUGACCGAAAAAACAGCCAGAAACAUGCUGCUCACCUUCCAGGACCGUUUGCGCAUUCCAUGGCGUGGUGGCGCAAAGCAAAUUACGCUCGACGGUGUGGUCACGCUGGUGAUACUGAUCGCGACAAUGUUGUUGACAGCGUUUAGCAAAGAGUUCUGCCUGGUCCUUCUUUUCUUACUUCCGUUUGUACUGAUGUACAUUAAGCGGUUUAGCGGACGGAUUCAAUCCAAGACAAAAUUCUUCAUUGUAUGGUUUUUCGGAAGCUGUGUGUAUCUGCUCGCUUUGUUCGAGCUGACGGUUCCGUUGCUGGAAAUAUUGCCCCAGGAAAACAUUGGCCUGGUCGUGCUGAUGACGUUGGGCUUUUUCUGUCUGUUCAAGGCAAAGCAACGGGCCGCCAUUGGUGAUUUGGCCGGUCUGCCGGACGUGAAUUCACAGCUGGAAAAUUGUAAAAUUCCGAAAGACACACAGGUCGUUAUGUUUUCCGAUCGUGAUGAUUCGGAUGAUGGUUCGACGGAUACGGAAGGUGGCCGGCUGGCAUGCCAGCUGUGCCGUAAGUACGUGCCACCUAGGACGUAUCACUGCAAGAUUUGUUCGGUCUGCAUGGUACGGCAAGACCAUCACAAUGUGUGGCUGAACUGUUGCAUCGGCAAGUCGAACCAUCGACUGUAUCUGGCGGGAUGCAUCUUUACACUGUUGGCGUUACUAGUGUUUGCCAACCUCUCCAUGACGGCCGUCUGUCGCCCGACUCCGAUUUUUACGGUGUACGGAAUAAUUGUGAUGAUGCCGAACGACUGUAACGACAUAUUUUUCCAAUAUGACAUUGCCCUCUGCUUCACAGGAUCGUUGUACGCGCUAAUGAUGGCUUUUGCUAUAAGCGUCGCCAUACUGAAACAGGUCUGCUUCAUUUCCUUUGGCACCUCUUUCGACGAGUGGCGCCGUGGAGAUCAUGUAAAACGACGGAAUUGCUUUUGGAAUUGGAAAGCUUUUUGCCUUGGCCAGUAAAUGGAAAAUCCUUCCCUACCUUUUGUAUUUAUCGCACACUGUCCUACGUAGAGAGUGUACCGUAUAUUAUUUUCUCUUUACAACACUGUAUUUAGUUUACAUUGAAGCUGAAGUAUCGUCGCUGGGGGAUCGAACUUUUCCUACUUACAGAUGCCGAAUAGUAGCACGAAGGGGAAUAAUCUCCCGGUUUAGUUCCACUUAGCCAGCUAACCGUACGUUUUGUCUCACACGUAAUAGUGUAAUAGCUGAUAUAUUAUGAUAUUGUUUACAUAAUCUCCAAUACACACAUUUGGGAUAUUAUUCCUUACUAAUACUAACCCCCUCAAAACAAGCGAAUAAGAACCAGAGUGUUGCAGUAGGGUAGUGUUGUGCGUCUUUCGUUUUGUUGUAGGCAUCAUUCGGAAUUUCGGAACAACUACCAAACACCAUGAGGCGGCGAAGGUAAAGCUUCCCGUGUACAUUUUUCUAGCUCUUGUUGCCUGGUUCCAACUUAAAUUAGCUGUAGGACCCUAUCCGCAGAAGAAAGGGGCGUGAUUUACUAACAUGAAAUGUUAAAAAAGAUAAGUAGGAUAAGAAUUGCACAAUAAAAUUUUAAUCUCAUAUAUUCAUGUUGGGACGAUGUGA